Molecule: messenger RNA, 5772 nt
Organism: Adineta steineri
Lineage: Eukaryota; Metazoa; Rotifera; Eurotatoria; Adinetida; Adinetidae
Source: the annotation of a GenBank genome assembly
AUGGACCAUUUUGUGUUCUUUCUCUUUUUUCUAUACCUUGUUGGUAUUGUGGUUACAUCACCUAUUCCUCAUGAAGACCCAGAAUGGAAAAAUGACCUUGACAAUAACCAGAAUUUAGAAUGGCAUCAAUUCCCCUCUACAACAGCAGAAAAACGCUCAUUUAUUCUAAAAUAUCCUGAUGAUAAAGAAAUUCUACAAUCAUCUGAACAGCAUUCUGCUCGUUUAAUAGGCACCGCACAUUUAGCUUCACGAGAUUCACCAUCUUGUCUUACUUUUACCUAUGAAAUAACUGGUGAUAAAACAAACAAAUUGUCUAUUUUUAUUGAUAAACAACAUAUUUGGCGUAGUCGAUUAGUUCAAGAACAUACUCAAACUCAAGUUCAGUUGAAUAUUUCAUCUUCAACAACACCUGGUUUAACAAGAACAGCAACUCGUAUUGCUUUCGAUGGACAAUUAACAGACAAUGUAGAAAUUAAAUUAGAAGAUAUGUUAAUCAAUCAUCAACCAUGUCCUUCAUCUAUAAAAUCGUCUCCUUCUCGAACAAUUCGAUCACUAACAUCAAAAACUGUUCCUGGUUAUGAUUGUACAUUUGAACAAGACAUGUGUGGUUGGACACAAGGUCAAAAUACUACUCUCGAUUGGUUUCGUGAACAACCAGCAUCAAAUCCACUUGCUGAUGUUAUUGGUCCCUUAACUGAUCAUACAUAUGGAAAUUCAACUGGAUAUUAUGUUACCUGUAGAAAAGAAAUUCCAGACAUUCGUUUUUCAGAUAUUGAUAUAUCAGCGCUAGUUAGUCCACGUUUACCAGAUAAUACAGCAGGUCCAAUGUGUGCUGAUUGGUGGUAUAUGAUGCAUGGUACAGAUGAUAUUGAAUUAAAUCUUUUCUUAGUUGCUAAUGAAAAUUUUACUUCACCAAAAUCUUUUUGGAGACGAUCAGGUAAUCAAGGACGUCAUUGGCACCAUGGUCGAGUACAAAUUGAUCCAGGAAAUCAAAUAACACGUGUUAUGUAUUAUAUUUUUGCAAGAUGGAAUAUUCGAUCAGAAGUUUCAUUAGAUGAUCUUACACUUAUUGAUGGACCAUGUAUUAAAUCAGAUUUUUAUACAAUUGAUUGCACAUUUGAAGAAGAACAUAUUUGUGGAUAUUUAUCUGAUCCAACUGGACAAUUUCCAUGGAAUAGAGGUCAAGGCUCAACACCAUCAACAUUAACUGGUGCUAGCCAAGAUCAUACACUAGGAACAGCACAGGGUCAUUUUAUGUAUAUUGGUAAUCCACAAAAAGCGGGUUACAAAGCACGAUUAAUAUCAGUUGUUGAAGAACCAGAAAAAGGUCGAUGUUUAGAAUUUUGGUAUCAUAUGUACGGUCAAAAUAUUGGUCAAUUAAAUGUUUAUGUAAAUACAAAUAUAUCAAAUAAUGAUGUACGUACACUUCUAUGGUCACGUGGUGCUAAUAUUGGUGAUGUAUGGCGUAAAGCUCAUGUUUCAACUGAAUAUACAGUAUCAUUUCGUAUUAUAUUUGAAGGUGUUAUUGGUAAUGGUAUCGAAGGUGAUAUUGCAAUCGAUGAUAUUCAACGUUUAAGUAAAUCAUGUAAAGAACCAAAUAAUUGUGAUUUUGAAGAUGAUAAUUUAUGUGGAUGGGAAAAUAUUAAAACUGAUCAAUUUGAUUGGGAGAUAACAAGUGGUGCAUCAUCAACAGGGACAUUUGCUAGUGGUCCAUUUCAAGAUCAUACAUUCGGAACAGAUGAGGGUUCAUAUGCAUAUAUUGAUACAAAUAAAAAUCGAAAUAUGAAUGAUACAGCUAUACUUGUUUCACAAUCAAUGACAAGUACUGAUGUCAAUGGAAUGUGUCUAGAAUUUUUCUAUCAUAUGUAUGGUCCAGGGGUUGGUAGAUUAACAGUUUAUUUACAAAUGGAAGGUUUUCAACCAUUGCCAAUGUGGACAUUGGCAGAUGAACAAGGAGAUGCUUGGUUUCAAGGAAAAGUUGGUUUUGCUGCCAAUAAUGAUCAUUCAAUUUUAAUCGAAGGUAAAACAACUCAAUAUGGAGAAGGUGAUAUUGCUCUUGAUGAUAUAUCAAUAACCAAUGGAUAUUGUACAUUACUUCCACAACAUGCUGUACCGGAAUCUAGUUUAAUAACAACAGCAGCACCAUCAAUAACAACUGUAACAACACCAUCACAUCCACCAACAACUUUUGACUGCGAUUUUGAAAGUGCUGCAUGUGCAUCAUGGAGUAUCAUUUCUAAACCUGAACUUGCUUGGACACGAGCACAAGGUGUAGUGGCAACACAAGAAGAUGCACAUAAUCCAAUAUAUGAUCAUACAGGAAAUCAAGCACAUGGAUAUUAUCUUUUACUCAAACCUAAUACAACAACACCAUUUCCUAAUAAUAAUAUUACAAGUGAAUUACGAAGUUCAACAAUGACUGAUAAUCCUCAAUGUUUAGAAUUUUGGUAUUUUAUGUAUGGUCCACAUGUUGGUACUUUAAAUGUUGAAAAAUUUUCAGGAGCAUUUUCACAAUUACGUUGGUCAACAACAGGUGGAAAAGGUUAUGAAUGGUAUCAUGCACAAGUUAAUCUUCAAUCAUCAACAAGCAAUCCAACACAAUUUAAUAUUGCUAUUGAAGGUACUUGGUCAGGAGAUAAUCGUGGUUCAAUUGCUAUUGAUGAUAUUAUUCUUCUUAAUGGUACAUGUCGAACAUCAUCUUAUCAAUGUAAUUUUGAUUCUGAUGAUUCAAUUUGUGGAUUUCAAUAUGGUACAACAGGACAAUUCAAUUGGACACGUAGUUUAGCAUCUAUUGUUCAAGCAGGUGUUAAUCCAGAUGUUGAUCAUACAACUCAAACACGUGAAGGUUACUAUAUGUUAGCUGAAGGAAAAAAUCGUAAUGCAAAUGAUCGUGCAUUACUAUUAACACCAAUUCAAGAUCGUACAACUGGUUCAUGUUUACAUUUUUGGUAUUUUCAACAUGCAGCAACAAAACAAAUGAAAUUAAAUGUUUAUGUACUAUCACAAAGUUCAAUUCUUUGGUCUCAUGAUGGUAGUUUAGAUAAUCGUUGGUUAUAUGCACAAAUAAAUAUUAAUAGUCCAAGUCAACCAUGGCAAGCCGUGUUUGAAAGUGAACUUCUAGCACAAAAUCCCGAUGCUAGUGUUGCUAUUGAUGAUGUAUCAAUUACAAGAGGAUUAUGUCCAAAACCAGGAGAUUGUACAUUUGAAAGUGGUUUAUGUGGUUGGACAAAUGGUGAUAGUGAUUCAAAUAUGGAUUGGUUUGUUGGACAAGGUAUACAUUCAUUUGGAACUGGACCACAAUACGAUCAUACAACAAAUACAGCACAAGGAAAAUAUUUAAUGAUUGAGACAUCAUGGCCAACAGAAGAAGGUGAUCGUGCGCGAUUACAAAGUGUUGUUUUUGAUGAAACAAAUGGAGAUUCUCGAUGUUUUCGAUUUUGGUAUCAUAUGUAUGGUGAUCACAUUGGAACAUUAAAUGUUUAUCUUUUCAAUGGUACAUAUACACGUUUAUGGUCAUUAUCGGGUGAUCGUGGUAACAAUUGGUAUGAAGGUCAAGUUUCAUAUGUUUCAUCAAUUCGACAUCAAAUUAUUGUUGAAGGUAUUGCUGGAAUAGAUUAUUUGGGUGAUAUAUCAAUUGAUGAUUUUACAUUUACAACAAGCAAUUGUUCAAUUCGACCAAUUCAUGAUGCAGUACCAACAGUUGAAACAACUAUGCCAUCAACAACAACUACACUUCGAACAACUUUAGCACCACAAUCAUCAUUGGAUUGUAAUUUUGAACAAGGUGUUCUUUGUUCAACAUGGUCAUAUGAUGUGUCUGCUGAUUUUCGAUGGGAAGUAAGCCAAGGUCAAACAUCAUCAGCUAAUACUGGACCUUCAGUUGAUCAUACUUAUGGAACACCAAGUGGUUGGUAUAUAUAUAUGGACGCUAGUUAUCCACAACAAUCUAAUCAACGUUGUCGUAUACAAACAGAAGAAAUCGAAGGACAACGAUGUAUACAAUUUUGGUAUCAUAUGUAUGGUAUGGAUGUUGAUACAUUAAAUAUUUAUAUUAAAAUAAAUGGUCAACUUAAUAAACCAGUUUGGACACGAUCUAGAAAUCAAGGUAAUCUAUGGUUGAAAGGACAAUAUGCAGUAUUUCCACCAGCAAAUACAAAAUAUCAAAUUGUAUUUGAAGGCAUUGUUGGACAAUCUUAUCUCGGUGAUAUUGCUCUUGAUGAUAUUGUUGUUUAUACUUCAUGUCGAAAUGAGAAUCGUCUUUGUACAUUUGAAGAUGCAUCAAUAUGUAAUUAUGUUAAUGAUGCUUCAACACAAUACAAUUGGGUACGUACAACUGGUGAUGAUCCAUUAGCAAGUGGUUCUAAACCAACAGCUGAUCAUACAGAUGGAACAAGUAAUGGUGCAUAUAUGCUUAUUGAUAUUUCUAAACCAUCAGCAACAAUAUCAAAUCAACGAGCUCGUCUUAUGUCACAAACAACAAGUUCUAAUGGAGAGCAAUGUAUUGAAUUUUGGUAUUAUACAGAUGCUGACAUACUUAAUACAUCAUCAAAAUUAAAUUUAUUUAUACGAUCAAGUACAACAACAUCGAAUUCAUCUGAUUAUUUAAUUUGGUCAAGAAGUAUUUCCAACGAACGUCAAUGGCGUAUUUCACAACAACGUAUUCCACAUGGUCUUGCUCUAUCACCAUAUCAAGUUAUUUUUGAAGGUGUUGUUUAUAAAUCCGGUGCCACUUCACCAGUUAUUGCUAUUGAUGAUGUUUUCAUUCGUGAUCGAGCUUGUCUCGAACCAGGCAACUGUGAUUUUGAAAAUGGAAUGUGUACAUGGAUGUCAUUGUUACAUUUUGGAAAUGCUAGUUGGGUUAUUGGCUCAGGUUCAUCACCAUCACCUUAUAGUGGACCUCAAAAUGAUCAUACUUUAGGAAAUACCCAAGGUCAAUAUCUCUUGUUGAAUUCAUUAUUCACAACUCAACAGACAGCAGUUGCCGUUAUUCAAACUGAAAUGUUUGAACCAACAUCACGUGCUGGUCGUUGUAUAACAUUUUGGUAUGUUAUGCGUGGUAGUCAAUUAGAUCAUGUUGAUGUUAAUAUUACAAGUACACAAGGAUCAACAAUGAUAUGGUCAUUUGGUACUGAUGAUCAAGGUGAAUCAUGGCAUUUUGCUUCAGUUGGUUACUAUGCAGAUAUUGAACAUAAUAUUGUUAUCGAAGGAACUGUUACUGCACAAAUGCAAGGUUAUUAUGCAAUUGAUGAUAUUGGUAUUCGCGAUAAUUAUUGUGAAACACAUCCAACAAAUGCAGUUGUAACUAUUUUAACUACAACAACCACAAUAGCGACAACAACAGCAACAACCACAAUAGGAACAACAACAAUAACAACCACAAUAGCGACAACCACAAUAGGAACAACAACAAUAGGAACAGCAACAAUAGCAACAACCAUAACAGCAACAACCACAAUAGCAACAACAACAAUAACAAUAACAGAGACAACAACAACAGCGAUAACAACAACAACAUCAGCAAUAGAAGUAACUCCUCCUUCAGAAGAUGAACCAAACUUGGCAUUGAUUUUUGGUCUUUCUAUGGGUAUUGGUAUUCCCGCGUUACUUUUGAUCAUUGGUGGUCUUAUUUGUUAUUUAAAAACACGUUUCCCUAAUGCCAAAGUUGAACCUGCUGCUGCUACAAAUACUGCACUUGGUGCUGUUACUGAUAUUCCAAUGGUGCCAAUUAAUACUACAGAGAAGAACAGUACUUUAGUAGCUGUAGUAGUUUAA